Molecule: messenger RNA, 2313 nt
Organism: Penicillium manginii
Lineage: Eukaryota; Fungi; Ascomycota; Eurotiomycetes; Eurotiales; Aspergillaceae
Product: M28 family metallopeptidase
Exons: 4
Coding region: 1-2313 (770 amino acids)
Molecular function (GO): carboxypeptidase activity
Source: RefSeq, a predicted model, not a curated record
AUGAGGGAGAAAGACAUGCCGUACUCUGAGACAACGCCUCUGCUGGAGGUCCAUGUCGCCCCGCGGCGGCAGCGGUACCCACAUCAUGCUCUUCGUCGUACCUGUACUUUGUUCCUCGGCACGCUUCUAGUAGUGGCCACCAUUUUGUUCAUGAUCCCCGGUGCUAUCCUGCCGCGAGAGCACGGCUCAAUCUGGUCAUAUGCUCCCUGGUCCAACCCAUACCCUCAUGACGCCUGGCCGCAAGGCUUUGGUCUUCCAUACGACCAGCUCCAACAGGUCCUCAUCAAUACCCCUUCGGCAGCCAAGGCCCGUGAAUGGAGCGAGUACUAUACCGCUGGUCCCCACCUGGGGGGCCAGGCACUUUGGACCUUGGAGAAGUGGAAGGAGUUUGGCGUCGAGGAUACCACCCUUGCGACCUAUGACAUCUACAUCAACUACCCGCAAGAUCACCGUCUAGCUCUUUUGAAGAAGUCUGGCAAAGACACAGAAGUCACCUUCGAAGCUACCUUGGAGGAGGAUGUUCUGGAAGAAGAUCCCACUUCCGGUUUGCCGGACAGAGUGCCCGCCUUCCAUGGAUACUCGGCAAGCGGUAAUGUCACUGCCCAAUACGUGUAUGCCAACUUCGGCACCUAUAAAGACUAUGAGGACCUUGUGAACGCAAAUAUAACCUUGCAAGGCAAGAUUGCCAUCGUGAAAUAUGGUGGAAUCUUCCGCGGCCUGAAGGUCAAGCGUGCGCAGGAGCUUGGUAUGGUGGGUGUGGUGAUCUAUAGCGAUCCUCAGGAGGAUGGCGAAAUCACGGAGGAGAAUGGUUACGAGGCUUACCCGGAUGGCCCAGCUCGUAACCCCAGUGCAAUCCAGAGGGGUAGCACACAGUUCCUGAGUAUCAUGCCUGGUGAUCCCACGACACCGGGGUAUCCCUCCAAACCCGGGUGCGAACGCCAGGACCCGCACGGCUCUAUUCCUUCCAUCCCAUCCCUGCCUAUUUCCUACAAAGAGGUCUUGCCUUUCCUCAAGGCCUUGAAUGGACAUGGUCCUAAGGCUUCGGACUUCAACAAGUACUGGCAGGGCGGCGGUUUGGGCUAUAAAGGCGUGGAGUAUAACAUUGGACCUUCGCCUGAGGACGUGGUCAUCAACCUUGACAAUCAACAGGAGUAUGUGACCACCCCAUUGUGGAACGUCAUCGGUGUUGUCAAGGGCCACAUCGCCGACGAGGUCAUCGUCCUUGGUAACCACCGUGAUGCUUGGAUUGCCGGCGGUGCAGGUGAUCCCAACAGUGGAUCCGCUGCUCUCAACGAGGUCAUUCGCAGCUUUGGCGAGGCCAUGAAAGCUGGAUGGAAGCCACUGCGCACCAUUGUCUUCGCCAGCUGGGAUGGCGAGGAGUAUGGCCUACUCGGUUCUACUGAGUGGGUAGAAGAAUACCUUCCUUGGCUGUCCAAGGCUAAUGUUGCGUAUCUGAACGUUGAUGUCGCCGCGGCUGGCACGGACUUUAGCCCUCGUGCUGCGCCCCUUUUGAACAAAGUCAUCUAUGAGGUGACCGGCCUUGUGCAAUCUCCUAAUCAGACCGUUCCGGGUCAGACCAUUCGCGAUGCUUGGGAUGGUAAGAUCGCGACCAUGGGAAGCGGUAGCGAUUUCACUGCUUUCCAGGACUUCGCCGGUGUCGCUAGUCUAGAUUUCGGAUUCGGUCGUGGGAUCGACGAUCCUGUCUACCACUACCACUCGAACUAUGAUAGCCUCGCGUGGAUGGAGAAGUAUGGCGAUAAAAACUGGGAGCACCACAUUGCUACCACUAAGCUGUGGGCUCUUGCAGCCGCCCAGCUCAUUGAGACACCAGUGAUCUCGUUCAAUGCCACUGACUAUGCCCUUGGACUGGGCUCAUAUCUGAGCCGGGCCAAGCCUUCAGCGGAUCAACUUCAUGAUGGACAACACUUUGACUUCUCCGGGCUGGAUUUGUCUAUCAUUGAGUUCCUGGAGGCCGCAAAGACAUUCGAUGCCUGGGCUGCGGAUCUGAACACCAAGCUGGGUGAGGAUAUCCCGUGGUACCACUGGUGGAAGAAGGUCCGACUUCUCUUCCAAGUCCGGAUUGCCAACAACAAGUAUAAGGGUAUCGAGCGUGCGUUCCUCUACCAGCCGGGUCUUGAUGGCCGUGACUGGUUCAAGCAUGUCGUCUUCGCUCCGGGUAUUUGGACUGGUUAUUCGGGCGCCACAUACCCCGGACUGGUGGAGAGCCUCGAGGCCGGAGAUGUGGAGAAUGCCAAGAAAUGGAGUAAAAUCAUCGAAGAACGGGUGGGAGCCGCAACCAAGUUGAUCUCGUAG